AUGAAGGAAGAGGAAGAAGGACCCCCUAAUAGAGAACUGUAUGCACUGCUUCACAUAUCACCGGAGGCUUCCGAUGAGGAAAUCAGAAAAGCUUACAGGCAAUGGGCCCAAGUUUAUCAUCCUGAUAAAUACCAAGCUCCUCAUAUGAAAGAUACUGCUACAGAAAACUUUCAACGGAUAUGCCAAGCAUACGAGAUACUGUCGGAUGAGAAUAAAAGGAAGAUAUAUGACAUUUAUGGUAUGGAAGGGUUGACUUCUGGUUUGGAGCUUGGGACAAAACUGAAUAAAGCAGAAGAGUUGAAGGAAGAACUUGAGAGGUUGCGGAAACUGAAGGAACAAGAGAAGGUCUCAGCACAUUUCCGACCUUCUGGUACAAUAUUGGCCAAUAUGUCUUUGCCACACCUUUUGCAUGGUCAUGGCAUCAUGAGAGGGAUGGCUAUGACAAGUUCAGUCCAGUCUCAGAUAUCAAAGCACAAUACCCUUUCAAUUGGUGGAAAUUUGGCAGUUAAUGGGAAUUCUGGCGGUGGAGCUGCUACUAUAGUUUUUGGGCAUCGGCUUUCUUCAGUUUCUUCAAUAGAAUUCAUAGGUUCUGCUGGUUUACGGUCACUUAUUGGGGUGCAGACAUCUCGUAACAUAUCAUCGCAUUUAACUGCAACAAUGGGACUUUCAAUGUCUUUGAGGGAUGGUUCACUGAAUCUCUCCAAUACCUGGGUGCGACAACUAUCUGAAACUGCAAGUGGUAAUAUACAGCUUGCUUUAGGUUCAGACUCAGCUGUUUCAGUAGGAUGGCGAAAGAAAAACCAGAAAUUGUCUGCUGCUGGGGAGCUGAAGUGUGGCAUAGAUUCCUUUGCGGCAUCAGCUCAUUAUAAUCAUCGGUUUUCGUCAAAGUCUCAUGGUCGUAUUGUGGGGAAAAUUGGAAGCAAUGCCCUUGAGGUUGAAGUUGGUGGGGGGAGAAAGCUAUCAAAUUUCAGCACUGUUCGCAUGUUGUAUUCAAUUGGAAUUCAGGGUAUAUUUUGGAAAUUCGAAUUGCACCGUGGGGGCCAAAAGUUAAUCAUUCCUAUUUUGCUUUCUAGGCAUUUGGAUCCUGUGUUUGCAGCCGGAGCAUUCAUAAUUCCAACAUCAGUUUACUUCGUACUCAAGAAAUUCGUUUUGAAACCUUAUUACCUUAAGAGGGAAAAGCAGAAGGCUUUAGAGAAUAAGGAAAAAACUUCUGCACAGGUUCUGGAGGCAAGAGCAGCAGCAGACAAAGCUCAGAAGUUACUACAGAAUGUAGCGAAUAGGAAAACAAAUAAGCAGCUAGAAAUAGGGGGUCUGGUAAUCACAAAAGCAUUGUAUGGGAAUCUCAAAGCUUUGAAGAAAAGAGACGAACCAGUAGAAUCAAAUGAUUCACCGGUCAUUGAUGUUAAAUUGCCUCUAAAUUUCCUUGUCAGCGAUUCUGGACAACUGCAGCUUCAUGAAGGCGUAAAGAAGUCUGGUAUUAUGGGCUUCUGUGAUCCAUGUCCUGGAGAGCCUAAACAGUUGUACGUGGAAUACACUUAUGGUGACGGGAGAUAUGAGGUUACCGUUGAUGAUUAUGACAAGUUGGUAAUACCUCAGGAAGAGCACAGAAUUUGA
Molecule: messenger RNA, 1614 nt
Organism: Prunus armeniaca (apricot)
Lineage: Eukaryota; Viridiplantae; Streptophyta; Magnoliopsida; Rosales; Rosaceae
Source: the annotation of a GenBank genome assembly